UCGCUCUCCCUGUUAGUCUCCAUCUGCAGCACUAAAGAAAAAUAUUAAAUUGGAAAUUACUUUAAGUUUGGGGCAUGAGGAAACUAGACUUCGCAUCUAUGUGGGGAAAGAAGAGCCCUCCAUCAUUUUUCUCUGGCUGCACUUUUCUGAAGAAACUUUGAGAAGCGUGUUCCCUUUGAAAGGAUAUAAAGAAUUUAUUUGGUGAAAUCUUUUGCUAGUUUCCUUGGGCAACAUUUUCUGAGAAGUCCCAUGGCUUGCUGUGCUUUGCAAACGGUGGCUCUGCUGCUUGUGAGCAUUGGUACGCUUGGAACAUUCACGGUCACCCUGCUGCCUCAAUGGAAAGUAUCGGCCUUCACAGGAAACAACAUUGUAGUCUUUGAGAAGAUUUGGGAGGGCCUUUGGAUGGCAUGUGUCAGUCACAUCCGACAAUAUCAGUGCAAAUUCUAUCAGUCCACAUUAGCCCUUCCAAUGACUUUAGAUGCAUCCAGAGGGCUUAUGUGCACAGCUUGUGCAUUGUCAGUUGUUGCCUUUCUAAUUGCUAUCUCUGGCAUGAAGUGGAUACGAUGUCCUGGCAAAGAUGAGGAAACAAAAAGCAAGCUUUUAUUGUCUGCUGGAAUCAUUUUUCUUCUGACUGGUGUCAUUGUGUUGAUUCCUGUUUCCAUGAUUGCCAACAAUAUCAUCACAGAUUUCUACAAUCCAGCAAACCAACUUGCCCGGAAAUAUGAAUUGGGAGCUGCCCUCUAUUUGGGAUGGAUCACCUCUGGAUUUCUAAUCAGCGGAGGAGCUAUAUUUUGCAGUUUCUUCUCCUGUGCAGAGAAGCCUGAUGGAUACCGAUAUCCAACACCAAUCAGCCAUAGAGCAAACAAACCUGAGCACAUAAGAAUGAAACCUGUAAGUGUGCAUUCGUAUAUCUGAUGAUAUCACUUGUUCACAUAUGGAACUUAUUUUGGACAAUAGUAUUGAUUUCCUUCUUCCCUGUCUAGGAGACCAUUAUCAGCUGGAUCUAGUGAACCAAAUUCAUAAGUUUCCAGCUAUGAACUUACUUUUAGGAUGUGCAAAAGCAUGUCGGAUUUAAUGCCACUUAUCCACUGAUGCUGUAACCAUGCCACAGUUUGCUAACCUGCACAUUUGAUAUUGUCUCCAUAAGUAACAGUAUGCCAUGUUAUGCUUCUCCUGACAGUCUGAAUUCAGAAGCAAUAUGGUUCUCUAAGGGAAAACACAAGAAAAGUUUCUAUCUAAUUUUAAAAAAAAUCUUGGACCAACUGCAGCUUCCACUGAUGAGACAGGCAGAGAGAAAAUGGAAGAAUGCGGAAGCAUGACAGAUUGGCACCCACUAAAUAGAAAAAAAGAUCUCUGGAGCAAUAUAAUACAGAACCUGGAUUAUUUUAAAUUAAACUACAAUAAAAGUUCCACACCUGUAAGAAAAAGUUACUAUUUGACUUAUUUACCUCCAAAUCAGAGAAGGGGGAAUGUCUUCACUGUAAGAGUACAAAUGUCUUUCAGGUUUUUUUUAAAAUGCCCAGUUCUGCCUUGUGUUUGUGAUAUACAUUUAUAACCCAUGGAAGCUGAAUUACAAUACAAUAGCCAUUACAAUUACAAAGAUGGGUUACAAGGUUCCUUCUAUACUGGAUAUAUUGUCUUAAUCGUAUUUUGAUGCAUGCUGUCUCACAGAGUUGGGAUGAAAAUGAAUGACAUGCAAAUCAUAAGGACUUCACCUAUUGACAACUGCAAAAAUCAUGGUAAGUCAGUAGGAACCAGCAUGGUAUAAUGCAGUGGUUUUCAACCUUCCUAAUGCCGUGACCCCUUAAUACAAUUCCGCAUGUUGUGGUGAUCCCCAACCUUAACAUUAUUUU
Anolis sagrei ordinatus is the source of this 1853-nucleotide messenger RNA. Its product is annotated as claudin-8-like. Gene Ontology annotation, cellular component: bicellular tight junction; plasma membrane. The record is from RefSeq and is a predicted model, not a curated record. Gene Ontology annotation, molecular function: structural molecule activity. NCBI's taxonomy places the organism in Eukaryota, Metazoa, Chordata, Lepidosauria, Squamata, Anolidae. Gene Ontology annotation, biological process: bicellular tight junction assembly; cell adhesion.